Molecule: messenger RNA, 1853 nt
Organism: Solanum tuberosum (potato)
Lineage: Eukaryota; Viridiplantae; Streptophyta; Magnoliopsida; Solanales; Solanaceae
Product: SNF1-related protein kinase regulatory subunit gamma-1-like
Exons: 6
Coding region: 180-1514 (444 amino acids)
Source: RefSeq, a predicted model, not a curated record
AAAAUGAGUGUAGUAACUAACUUGUCAUCUCAUCAUCACCAACACACAGUUUUCGCCCUUCAAACACCAAAUUUCACAUCUCACUCUCUAUCAAUCCCAAAAAUUAAAACCUCUGCAGAGCCGCCUAACAGGAAUAUAUUCUUAGAGCCAGGUCCCCUUCUCUGAAUAUAUUGAAGUAAAUGGCACAAGCGAAAAUUACAGAAAAUACGUCGAAACUUGCAAGCUAUGAUGCUUAUUUUGAAAUGGUCCAGAGAAGAAAGAAAUUACCCCGUAAUUUACAGGAAACUUUGACUGAUGCAUUUGCAAAUAUUCCAGUUUCAUCCUUCCCUCAAGUCCCUGGAGGCAAAGUGAUUGAAAUAGACGCCGAGACUUCUAUAGGCGAUGCUGUUAAAAUUCUUUCAGAAUCCAACAUCCUCUCAGUUCCUGUGAAGAAUCGAGCUGCUCAGAAUAGUUUGGAUUGGAGAGAAAGGUACUUAGGCGUCCUUGAUUACUCCGCUAUUGUUCUUUGGGUGCUGGAGGGUGCGGAAACAGCAGCAGCUGCCAUAUCAGCAAGUUCAGCAGCAGCAGCCGGGGUUGGAGCAGGUACUGUUGGUGCUCUUGGAGCACUGGCAUUAGGUGCAACAGGUCCUGCUGCAGUUGCUGGUCUAACGGUUGCUGCAGUCGGUGCAGCUGUGGCAGGUGGAGUGGCUGCAGAUCGAGGAGCAGGAAAGGAUGCUCCAACUGCAGCUGAUACGUUGGGUGAGGAUUUCUACAAAGUUAUCCUUCAAGAAGAACCCUUUAAGUCAACAAAGGUGAGCUCCAUCAUAAAAUCCUAUCGGUGGGCACCAUUUGUUCCAGUAGCAAUGGACAGUUCUAUGUUGAGUGUGUUGCUGCUGUUGUCAAAAUAUAGGCUGCGGAACGUACCAGUGAUAGAAAGGGGAAGUCCAUACCUUAAGAACUUUAUAACUCAAUCAGCCGUGGUACGGGGUCUUGUAGGAUGCAAAGGGAGGGAUUGGUUUGACUGCAUCUCCGCUCACCCUAUAUCAGAACUUGGCCUCCCAUACAUGUCCGCUGACGAGGUUAUUAGUGUCCGAGACGAUGAGCUGAUUCUGGAAGCAUUCAAGAAAAUGAGAGAUAAUAAUAUCGGAGGUCUGCCAGUUGUUGAAGGACCAAAGAAGAAAAUAGUUGGCAAUGUAAGCAUAAGAGACAUCAGAUUCUUGUUACUCAAACCUGAACUAUUCUCCAAUUUCAGGCAGCUGACAGUUGCGGGCUUCAUGAACACCGUUGCUUCGGCAACCCAUGAUGCCACAAAGGCUGCUACACCAAUAACAUGCAAGCUCGGUUCAACUCUUUGUACUGUGAUAGACACUCUCGCGUCCAAGUUAGUUCACAGGAUCUACGUGACAGCUGAGGAUGGUGAUGAAGUAGUUGGUGUGAUUACGCUCAGAGAUGUCAUUUCUUGCUUCAUCUAUGAACCACCAAACUUUUUUGAUAACUAUUUUGGAUUUUCUGCACAAGAAAUGCUUGGGAACUGAUAUGUUACUGUUGGCUAAUAAAGCAGGAUACAGGCGAGUUGCAGAUGCAGUAAAAAGAAUCAGCACCAGGUUUUAACAUAAGAUCUAUGAAAUAGUCUCUUUUACCAGUUUAACAUGUACACGAUGAUCCUUUUAUGUCAAUCAUGCAGCACUAUCGCUUGCUAGUUUCUUGAGUUCCCUUUUUUUCUGUUUCCCCGGUUCGUUCAAGGCUGUUGUAAAGAGAAUUUAGGAUUUACCAUUUCAUACCUAGUUUGAUCUACAAGGGUAUCAGCAUACCUCGCCCUCGAGUUUGUACUUUGCUCUUACUUUAAUAAAAUUCAACCACCUCUAGGUCCUGUA